Siniperca chuatsi (mandarin fish) is the source of this 12661-nucleotide messenger RNA. It is a transcript of the gene gpatch8, whose product is annotated as G patch domain containing 8. The record is from RefSeq and is a predicted model, not a curated record. The transcript is spliced from 7 exons. Lineage: Eukaryota; Metazoa; Chordata; Actinopteri; Centrarchiformes; Sinipercidae. Gene Ontology annotation, molecular function: nucleic acid binding. The coding region runs from base 7184 to 11416 and encodes 1410 amino acids. Gene Ontology annotation, cellular component: nucleus.
GCACACAAACAUCCCACUGUGUGGGGGUGGUGGAGAGGAAAAGGAGAGAGGUGGCCUGCUUACCUGGCUUGAGUGGCUCCUUUGCUCCUGCGCUAUUAUUUGUGGAGGGGCACUGAGGGCCGCGCUGCAGCAUCACACAGUUCUUCUCACAUCCAUGGAAAAAUGGCCACAUCAGAGGUGCCGUCAGCUGUCACUUAGUCACCAAUAGUAAUACUUGCACAUGUGACAUAUUCUCUUUGGAAAGUACAUGCCCAAAGAUGAAGGUGGCAGACUUCUUAUCCACAGGCAAGUAACCAUGAAAGUUUGCCACCAAUUAAAACUGUCAAUCCUGAAGGUCAUUUUAGAGGAUUUGGUACGUUUCACAUCACAUUACAAAUGACACAGUUCCCGUUUGAAAGGUAAAAUGUACCAACAUACUAGCCAAAUGCCUCAUAGCAUUAACAGUAGAUGAGGAGAAAUGUAUCUACUCCUGGUUAGCCUCAAAAUAGACUCCACAUUGACUAACAUACAGUAUGUAACCAUGUUGUUAGGUACACAGGUCUGUCCCUGCCUCUGUAGCGCAAACCUCUUAAGGUGGUAGGAUUUCCGGCAGUUGUCCACAAGUGUCUCGGAGCUGUUACUGAAUGCUUCGGCCCAGCUUCUCGGAGCCCCUCCCCUGCCACUUAUUGUGUGUGAUCUAUAGGCAGCUAGAGGUCUGUGGUACUUUAUUGGGAUCUUUUUUCUCUUUCUGUCUUCCCCCUUUGGUCUUUGCUCUUUUUCUCUAACAUUGUUUUUGCAUUGCAUGUGUUAACUUAGCAUUCAGUACUAUUUUCUCUCAACACUCUGUCUUAAUCACUACUACAAUUUUCCCCCCAAAUUCAUUGCUCCCAUGUGUCCUUCCCCUUCCAGUCCCUUCAACCAACCCCCUUACUUGACCCUGUCCCAGAGCGAUAUGCAGCAGGCAACCUCAGAGCCACAGAAAACCACACAUACACAGCGGAAAUCUAAGAAACACAUGUAUACAGGCCACAGGAAGAUUCUUGUAAGGUAGUGUAUUUCUCAUUUAUUCAAGUUACAGUUCACAACUACUAAAAAGUACUAGUAAAAUUACUAAUUGUCUCUAAUACAGUUACUGAGGUCCAUCAGGACUUUGAUUACAUUAAGUGGAACACCACAGAAAAGGGACAUUUUAGGUAUUAGUGUCAGCUGUUACUGAAUUAUGAAGUGUAUAGCCUUUUGCAUUAUAGCCAGACAUUAUUUGACACCGCUGUUCGUCAACUUCUAUCACCUAGUAGGUGGGAAUAAGAACACAAGGUUCAAACCCAAUCCUUUUAAAAUCCUGGCCCACGUUUUUUUUUUUUUUUUUACAAUACGGCAAGCUCUUUAUUUAGCACCAUUCUUUACCCAGUGAACAGCAGGGGUGAUGCGUUCAAGGUCAUUGCUGAGUGGAGAAUACAAACCAAAAAAAUAACCAUAAGCAUUUGUCUGUAAACCAGUCUGACCACUUUACUUCAAACUCAGUGGGAAUGUGAGUGUUACAGUCUCUGUUUAAAGACAUUGGAGACCCCCUCAAACUUCGGCUUUCAGUGUUUUUAACGAUAAACUUCCAGUUGUUGAAUUGAGCCCUCAGACUUAUGAGGUAAGUAUGUAUUUUUAAAUUAUUAUAUUUAAACAUUUACAUUAAUUGGACUGUGCUUCUCUGUCAUUUUCCCCAUCACUUAGUUAAUGAAAUAUUUAAUCCCCUCACAUUCAAUGUGACACAUCUACACUUACCUCAAUUUACUGGUAGUAAAGUAGGAGCUUUCUGUUUUAGUCGUUUGGCUCUUGAUGCACUGAGACAGUUGUUUCCAUUUAGUCACACCUGCAGUAGCUGACACUGACCAGGAAUGUACAGAGUACCAAAUACAAGGGAGCUGCAAGAGUUUGAGGAGCAGCAGGGAGCAGGUCCACCACCAACACUUGCCAAAAGACAUUCCUCGGGGACACGAGAGGAUGAUGAGUAACUGCAGCAUCCCACUUUUUGCAAGACAGAUCACUAAAGGGUCCAUCUCAGUUUUCUUUUCAGAACGUGCAAAAUCUUAACUCUGUUGUUGAGAGCGGUCAUCCAAGGAAAAUUACAUAAAAUACGUGUUUUGGGUUAAUAUAGAUUUAGUCACUUAGGUGGAUUAAUAUGCUUGUUCUGUGUUUUGGUAAUGUGAACCAGAGCAAUUUAUUGGCAGGGACACGCAAACACACCCAUACUGUACAUACAUAAAUGGCUGCAACUAAGUACUCUGAGGUCUCUAGGUGGGGUCCCCUGCAUAUCACUUCCCUCACCCAUAUCUUCUGCCAUGCACUGUGCUGAUGACAGCACAGUGCACACUUUUAAAAGCACCCCCUCUUGUAGAUCUCUCUUUUGUUUGGAUAACAUUUUCUAUUUUUCUUUCUCCUGUAUUAACAGUCAGUUGGUGGAUUUAUUGACAUGCCUACCUUUUCUGUUUGUAUACAGUAUUAUGUUUGUUUAACAGCAGAGAGAGAGAUUUGCAUUUUUAAGAACUAGAGAAGCUAGUAGAAUUGCAGUUGAAAGCGUUUGGCUGGUUUCUUACGUUGUGUCACGUGUGACUGUUUUUUUGACAGCCCAGUAUUUUAAAGCCAGGUUCGUAUGGAAAUGCCUUCACUCCACUUGCACUGCUGUUGGACUCGCCGUCGUUGCUUUCAUCCGUCUGUCUGUCUAUUCUUUUGGUGCACUCAUCUGUUGUUCAACACGCAGUCUGCGCCUCAUCUCCGCCCUCUAACCUUUGCUGAGCCCAUUUUGAACUAAUCUCUAUAUUAGUGUCAGCAGUUGCGACUGGUGCCUCAUCCAACCAGCCCUUUUUGUUUUUUAUUUUGUUUUUAAAUAUCACUGAGAUUUUAAAAAAUUGGAGGUUUUGUAAGAGAAACUUUUGUGAUGAAAAAUAGCUAACCGGGACUGUGUAUCGGCUGAGCAAGAGUAUUUCUUAGGCGGCUAGUUUAGGGUGCAUUUUAUUUUCCUCCUUGCCCUAAGUUUCAUAGAUCAGCUAAUCCACCAAAUCAAUAUAAAUGUUCAUGUGUAGAGUGUUAUUGCACCAUAAUACUGCAGUAAGGGACAGCAGCAUAUCUAAUGUCGGGUAGAGGGGAGGCGUUCACUGCAGCAAAUUCUGCAGUGUUUUCCUACACAAUGAAGUCAGGGGACAUGCUGUCCACCAGGGAGGAAGCAACACACUCUUUUAGCCAUACAGCCUCUAAUUCUGUGUAUCUUAUAACAUGUCCAGGGAACUGCCAGGCAGGGACAUCUUAUACACAGUGAUAGCAUGUUAAUGUAACCUUUUAAUGUCAUAGUUAUGAGUUGAUACAGGCAUUUACAACUGACAUACUUUAUUUCUUCCAGAAAUUUUAAAUAGGGCAAAGGAAGGCAACAGUUUGCUCUGAAAUACCAACAGUGGUUGACAAAAGGAUUACGCCAAAUGUAUCCAAAUGAGACCGUGCAGGCGGAGAUGCAGUGUGUACUGUGUGUGUGACUACCACUCCCCUUCACAUGCACUAACCCAUACAAGCCCAGCUCACCUCCACCACCCUAGAAACUCACCUACACCAUGGCUCAGCCUGCUCUGUUCUGCCCCCUGUCCCGACCUUCUCUUUUGCCAAAGAGAUCUAAUUGAGCCCUGUUGAGCCAUCACCUUCCUCUCUGUGCCUGAUACACCUGAGACUAACACAGUUGGAGUUUUGUUAACCUGCCCUCCACCCCCAGCCCGCCCCACCCGUCUGUAUGUGUACCAUUAACAGUGCGCCACUAACACCGACGAUCCUUUUUGUUAAAACUCUUUAACAAAAAGCUGCAUGCUGUUUUGUUCCAACCCCUUCACUUUCUGUUUGUGAAAGUUGAUGUCAAUCUCUUUGUGAUUAUAAAUAUCCUUUUUGUUUGUUUUGUAUGUUUUUGGUAGAAUGCAGCACUCUGGUGAAUGUUAGACAAGCUUGGAAUAGUUAUAAUCACAACAGAAAAACACUGCUUAAGAAAUAUCAUUGUUUCCUGUUUAUUUGUGCUUGAGGAUGUACUGUAGUGUGUAGUGGUGGGACGGUCUUGCAUUUCACUUAAUGUUUUUUGUUUUCUUGCUGACCCAUACUAGUGCUAUAACAGCCUCAGACAUGCACAUUUGGCCCCAGAGUGUGCUAGGAAUUCCUGUUAUGUAUGUUCUCGCACUCCUCUCUAGCCUCUUUGGUUCAUUAUCAGUUGUCUGAUCUUGUCCACAUGUGUAGUGUUUGUAUACUUUGUCAUAGCAAUCAUUAGUAUUAAAAGAAAAACAGAAUAUUUAUACUUUAAAGUGGAUGGCCUUACUGCAGUUGCACACUUUUUGGGUCCACUGUGAAAAAUCUCUGUCUCUCAGCUUGUUGUAAAGCCACUGUAAAUAUUUUUAUGCUAGCUAAAAACUACCUAGCAGUUUGAUAAAGCACAUCUAAGUAUGUUUUGUAGUUUAUGAAUACUAAUGAUAUCUAUUAGAGGCAUUGUAGAGCAUAAAUUUGUGUCUAAUAUUAAUGGUUUAAAAUCAAAGGUGUAAACAUGGUUGGGACCAGACCACUGAUAACAGAUCAGAGAUGCUGGAGGUGUCCAGAAACAUGCACAAUAGUUAUUUCUAGUAGGCUAUAUCUAAUGGGGCUACAUGCAUACGAUGUCUCCCUCUCUUCACCUGCACACCCACAUAUCCCCUCACACGUGCAUAUUCUGUCCACCCUGGGCCUUGUAAUGGUAAUCCAAGGCCCACUAGCUCCACUUCUGUCUCUUCCUCUUGCUAUAUUUUUGUGACUGCUGCAUAUGUUUCAUGGUGCUCCCCUUGUCAUGGUUACAGAAUCACAGCAAGCUUGGAGUUUCUGGUCUUCGUUUUGUUAAUGCAAGAUUUCCAUACCUGUUCUGUGUCACUUUUCUUUGUGUACUAAGAUCUUGCUCUGUAGUGGUUCAUAUAUGUAUGCGUGUUAUACAUAUAUUGCCCUCUCCUUCCUCCUCCUCCUCUUAACUUCUCAGUUAGUGGAUGUGACUUGAUGUGUUAUCUUUCUCAUCCCAAAAAAUAGAAAUGCUCAUGCCCAAUUUCUUUGCCUUUUUUAAAAAAGAAAAAAAAGGUUUUUAAACUGUACUCCUACUGUAGGAGGGGGUAUCCUGUAGUUUACAGGCAACACAUAGCCUCAUGUAUUCAUCAUAGUGGAAAACUGUAUAUUCCUCUCAGUCUCCCACCCUCUAUCUCCCACCCCACCCCAACCUUACCACUCCUUGUGCUCGAAGACACUGAUGUUACACGCUGUAGGUGAUGUGGAUGACAAUAAUAAUGAUGAUGGUGGUGGUGGUUGUGCUGAUGAUGAUAGCGUGAUCUGAGUGUUUUAUUUUAUUUUGUUUUGUUUUGUUUUGUUUGUUUGUUUGUUUGUUUUUUGACCAGUGCCCACAGGGAAAAGCUUCUCUUAUUAUUGGAAUAUUUUUGGUUUUUUUCUCCUCUCUUCUCUCUGCUAGGAUAACAUCGGGCACCGGCUGCUUCAGAAACAUGGCUGGAAGUUGGGGCAAGGCCUUGGCAAAACCAUGCAGGGUAAGGUUUGUUGGAUCCCCUCUGUAUGUCAGUAUGUGUGUGUGUGUGGGUGGGUGUGUUUUCUUUCCCCCACUCUGCAGUUGACCUCAAUGUAACACCCCUUUUUACAGUGUACCGUAGGCUAAUGGCCUCUGUCAGCUUCCUCCUCUUUGCUUCAUAAUCACUAAACCUUUAUUUCAAUCUGCACAAGUGUAAAGUGCUUCGAUUUAAACAAAGAACAAAAAUCCAUUUGAAAUCAAGAUAGAUUUAGGAAGCCAUGAUUCCAUCACAUCCCUUAGAAUCAUCAUCUCCACGUAUGUUAGAUUUUUUUUUUCCUCUUUGAGUUUCCGUUGCUGCUGUCGGGUAUCUGAUUGGCUGUAACCACGGCUCAGACUUUGAAUGGCUUGCAGAGUAGACAAGUUUUCCCCCCUCUGCUUGUUUGCCUGUUUCUACCUCCAAACCUGUGAAACUUGUGUGUUUGUGUGUGUGGUCAUUAUGUGAGACUGAGAUGUGUGUGUGUCUGUUACUGACCGGGCCAUAGAGUCAACUUACAGGGAAAACCUCACCACCCUUCUACACCCCGAAUGUCUCUGUCCCUAUGGUUACGCACUCCCGUCCUCCCCCUGUUUCUUUGCCCCUCCUGCACAGCAUGUUUGUCCCAGAGGUGCACUCCUGCCUGCCUCAAACUGUCACACUCACCUGGGGCUUUAAGCAGUGUUGGAGGUAACACACCGAACUACUACUUUCACAUGAUGGUGCACAGUUCACAAUUUUAAGUGUACUUUGGUAAACCUGCUGCUGCAUAGCAAUGCAGAACCCACUCUAAGCACUGCUCAAAACCUUGCUGGCUCUUUCCUCAGGUAAAUUUUAUGUGUCAUGUGUCAUGUGUUCACUUGUUCCGGGGUUAAGCACAUCCCAAAAGAAGCUUGCUGGCUAUAGGCUAGCGAGGAAAUGAAAGAAUCUCAGGGAGAUUUGCUAACUGGGCUGACAAGCGUCAGCGAGGCAAAAAGCUCAAAGGGGGAAAAUGGUGGCUGUCCCUAGAGGCAUCUAUCAUGUUAGACUAUAUAUCUGACCACAUGUUUAAAAAAAGGCUAAAUCAUUUCCCCGUACCAGACACUCCAAAAGUAGACGCUUCCUUUUUUCCUUUACCUGUCGGAGUUAAUAUGCCAUCAGGUGUUUGUUUAAUCAUUCCCUCACCCAGUACAGCUCCUCCAAAAGUACUUAUCUGAUGGGGUUUCAAAUAUUUUUCCUGCUCUGUGAAGAUAAAAAGUGAAGGUUUGCUGGGUUUUUAAGAUUUUAGGUAGUUUGGUACCUUUGGGGCAUAUUCUGGUUGAGAGAGAAUGAUGACACCAGGCUAGGGGCCUGGGGACUGGGACGAGUAGUUGGGAGAGAGUGGUGAGAGGAAAUCCCUGUAAGCACCUAGCCCUGAGUGAAGGGGAGGGGGAAGGGGAGGGGGUGACACACUGAUGCCCCUCUGGUAAUAAACCCCCCUACACCCCACAUCCACACUCCCGACCCCAUCCUCCCUUCUCUAUGUGCCUCAAUCUUCCUGCUUAACCAAUUGGUGUUUCUUUUUUACAGCGAUUUGAUCCUGCCCAUGUUGUGCUGAUGGUAAACUUAGUGGUCGAACUGACCCUGUGCCCAUCACCCUCAAGUAUGAUGUCAUGGGGAUGGGACGGAUGGAAAUGGAGCUGGACUAUGCAGAGGACGCCACAGAAAAGAGAAGAGUGCUCGAAGUGGAGAAGGAGGAUACAGAAGAACUGCGACAAAAAUACAAGGACCAGAUGGAAAAGGAGAAAGCUAUUGCAAAGGCUCUGGAAGACCUGAGAGCCAAUUUCUACUGUGAGCUAUGUGACAAACAGUAUACCAAACACCAGGAAUUUGACAACCACAUCAACUCUUAUGACCAUGCUCACAAGCAGAGGCUUAAAGAGCUGAAGCAGAGAGAGUUUGCUCGUAAUGUGUCAUCCCGUUCCCGGAAACAUGGAAAGAAGCAAGAAAAGAUGCUGCGCCGAUUGCAUGAGCUGGCUGAGCAGAGGAAACUUCAGGACCUUACUCCAGGAAGUGGGCCCAUGUUCAAAACUACCACAGUGGCUGUGGACGGAGAGAAUGCAGAAGAUGGCGACAACAUGACGCCUGAGAACACUGCUUUGACAGAGUGUGCCCUGGAAGGAUCACUGGCAGAUAAAACUGGGCAAGCCUCCCCAAAGCCUGGUCCAACCAUCAGCUUUUCUUUGGGGAAGAACAGCUCCUCCUCCCCAACCCUUAGUGGCGCAUCCAAAGUCAGUGUGUCCUUCUCUUUUGCCAAGAAAGCCCCAGUGAAGCUGGAGACAGCAGCAGCAGUGUUUGCUGAUCAUGGAGAGGAGGCUAUGGAAGAAGAGGAGAGCCAGGAAGGAGAAAAGGCUGGAAGGCAAGAAGAGGAGACAUCUGGCUGCAGCACAGACAGCCCUAAGGGAGGUGAAGGAGGAGGUGAAGGAGGUGAGGGCGGUAGUGUGGCAGGGACGGAAGAGGUGCAGCAGCCUGAUGACGGAGGCUCUCUAGCCUCCACUCUCAACAAACUGAAGAUGAUGAUGAAAAAAGAGGAAGGAUAUGCUGGACAGGAGCCUCAGUACUAUCACUAUAUACCUCCAGCUCACUGCCGGGUAAAGCCUCACUUCCAGUUUUUGCUGUUUAUGAAGGCCACUGAUCAGCAUCAGAGCAAAGAAGAGGAAGACGAGGAAGAUGGGCAGGAGGAGAAAAAGGCUGAAGAUAGUACUGAACAGACAGAGCCCAACGUUACAGAGUGCAAAACUGAAAAAGAACAAGGUAAUGUCACUUCACCCCCUGAUCCAGAGCCAACUCCUCCAUCACCAAAAUUGAAGACAGAGGAUGUCUCUUCAUGUGUAGCAGACACAGCUUCCAUGGUACCCACUUCACCUACACAAAAAGCAGAGGGCACACAGGAUACUCUGGAUUCCAACUUGGGUCCCAAAAUCCCUACAGGUCCCUUCUUCCCAGUUCUGAGCAAAGAUGAGAGCACUACCCUGCAGUGGCCCUCUGAGCUCCUUGAAUUUACAAAAGCUCAGCCUUCCCUGUCUUACAGCUGUAAUCCCCUCUACUUUGACUUCAAGCUGUCCCGCAACAAAGGAGUGCGUGGUGGAAAACCAGCAAAGUCCCCUAAGCCUUGUGAAGAGUCUGAUGACAAAGGACAACAGAUGGCUGCCUCAACAGCUGAAGUAGAUACAACUACUAAACCUGGGACCAGCACUGAGAAAGACAAGCCAACGAUGAAAGGAGCGCCUGGCCAAUCAGAAGGUGAUGAGCAAAAGCCUGCGACUGGCAGCAGUAGUGCCAAGAAAAAAAAGAAAAAGAAGAAGCAUAAGAAAUCUGCAAAGCACUCAAAACGCAAAGGAAAAGAAAAGGGAGCAAAAGAAGAUGCAGAGGGAGAGACUGAGGUAACACAAGAUAAGCCCAAAAAGAAGAAAAAACACAAACGGAAGAAGAGCAAAAACAAGGCUCCAGAUCAAGAUGAGGCAACAGGUGAUGAAAAAGCAAAACCAAAGUCAGAAGAUAAAGCUGUUGCCUCCUCUGUUCAGCUGACAACUGGAGGGGGAGCGGCUACAGGAAAUAUAGGAGCAGAACUGGGGAAGAGGAAACGUGCUACUAAGGAAGUGCCUUGUAAGUCUGGAGCAGAGGAAGGAGGAGCCGGAAAAGGCACUGACAAGGCCAACUCGGAGGAGCACAGUGGCACCAAACGACAAAAGACUGACUCCAGUGCACCUCAAAGUGCCUCCUGCUCCACCUCAGCCCAAAAGAGUCCUGGUCCUGGUAGACCUCCCAGCAGCGAGAGUGAAGAAGAAGGGGGCUCCAAUAUUAAGCGCUCACGUCAUCAUAGGUCAAGUCCUCGGGAACAACGGCGCCACCAUAGUGAGGAGUCAAGGCGGUCCUGCAGCCGUUCUUCAAGGCGGGGGGAAAGACGGGGCAGCAGUCGUCGGCACCAUCGUGGCCAAACCUCCCGAAGUCACUCUUACUCCAGCAGCUCUGAGCGCUCCUCAGCAGGCAGCAGUGCCUACAGCCACCGUAGCCGCAGCUACUCAGACAGCUACAGUGACUACAGCACAGCGGGUCGCAGACGGAGGCACUCCAAACGUUCAUCAGACUCUGAGUAUGAGCGGAGGGGAAGCAGAGGACAUAGACGAUCCAGGAGACAUCAGUACUCCUCUUCCUCCUCAGAAGACUCCCGGUCACGUUCACGCAGCUACAGCCGCAGGAAGAGGCACCGGCGGCACCAUCGGAGCAGCUCAAGAAGCUCUAGUAGCUGGAGCCGCAGCACCAGUGCAAGAUCCUGGAGACGCAGCUACAGCCGUAGCCACAGCUCUGCCAGCCGCUCCUCCAGUUCCACCAAAGGCUCCCCUCGCCGACGAGUUCCCAGGGGUCGAGGGGACAGUGACGCACAACGCAGAGACUUCAACCGCUCUCGCAUCUACCGCUCCCAGUCUCCACGUUCAUCUUCAUCACGAGGCCUUAACCGCAACACCCAUUCAUCUAGCUCGCAGGCUCUAAGGCCAGGGGGAUCCCGAGACACAGGGGAACCGAAAAACAUCCUUACUGCACGCCAGCUGCUGGAGAAGGUUCAGUCUAAAAAAAGCUCUGAUGAUUCUGCCACAGGAACAAAAUCUGGGAUUAAGAUUAAGGACCCACCACAGGGCUACUUUGGUCCCAAACUACCCCCCACCCUGGGAAACAAAGCCAUGCUUCCGCUUUUUGGUAAACUGCAGGCAGGGAAGAAACCAGUGAUUCCCCUAACCAGACCUGAUGAGGGGGAGAAAUCAGGAGCAGGGAAAGGCUCUGAGGCUGAGAGAGAGGUUAUCCUGGUAGAGCCUAUAAGGGAGUUCCCCCCUCCACCACCACCUCCAGCUCCACCAGUCCAGAAGGUUGAGGAGGCCCCACAGAGCACAGUGGUGCAAGAGGAGACACAGCACCCCAUUAUAGAAGCCCAGGUGCAACAAGAACCCCGGCCGUUGUUUGAACAGGAGCCUUCCAUGAUGAUUCCCCAGUACCAAGGAGAAUCUGGGCAAGACCCCUCUCAGAACCCCAUGAUGGAGUCCCUCGUGCCAGAAAUGCAGCAGCAGCAGCCACCAAUGCAUGCCUACCCUUCUUACCCACCACCCAACCUGGAAGAGGAUGGCAUGGAGGCAGAGGAGGAUGGACUGGCCCCUUUGGAGAGUCAGCCCAUUACGUUCACACCAGAGGAGAUGGAGAAAUACAGCAAGCUGCAACAGGCUGCACAGCAGCACAUCCAGCAGCAGCUUUUGGCCAAGCAGGUCAAGACAUUUCCCUCUGCUGCUGCGGCUGCAGCUGCGGCUGCUGCAGCAGCUGCCAACAUGGCCCCCGCUCCCCCUCCCCCAGCCCUGCAGCAGAUACACAUUCAGCAGCCCACUGUGUCUGUAGCCUCCGGCACUUCAAUCACCACAGUGCAACACGCCAUCCUGCAGCACCAUGCUGCCACUGCUGCAGCCAUGGGCAUCCACCCAGGCCAUCCCCACCACCAACACCAUGCACAUGCCCAGUUGGCCCAGGUACACCACAUUCCCCAGCACCACCUUACCCCCAUCUCCUUGUCUCAUUUGGGCCACUCCCUUGGUCAUUCUCUGGGACACUCACUAGGACAUGCUGGGCUGAUUCCUGCUCACCCGACAGCUUUCCUCUCUGGUCAGCCUAUACAUAUUAUCCCAGCUUCGGCUCUUCACCACACCCCCUUAGCUUUCCACCAUGUACCACAUACAGCCCUCUACCCCACACUUUUCACACCCCGGCCCUCACAGGCUGCUGCAGCAGCAGCUCUCCAACUCCACCCACUGCUACACCCAAUCUUCUCAGGGCAGGACCUCCAGCACCCACCUAACCAUGGCUCUUGAAUAAUGAUGCAAGUGAAGGAGUCUAGUCACAGCACCCAACCACUGGAAGAAAGAAUUAAUCCAACCAGCUUGGUUUUGGGUUUUAAGUUGAAGUCUCUGCGACAACAUGCAGGCAGUGAGACAGGAAGCUGUCAAUAAACCACCAUUUUACUGGCCUACACAGUGCAGCAAGUUGUAGCCACAAAGUGGUGGUGCCUGUGUUGGGUUCAAAAUUGACACUAACAUUUUCUUCUGGCUCAUGAGGUUUUUUUCCCCAUGUUUUGCCCUGAAUUUUUAAAGCAGGGUGUAGAUUUAAAGAGACUUCCUCAAGACAUUUAUAUUCCAGCUUGGUGUAUAUUAACGCCACUCAUUUGUUUUUGAAUGAUAAUUCAAAGAAACUACUGGAGUUUUUUUUUUGUUUUCCACAUAAAAAUAUUAUUCUCACAGUUUUUGCUCACUUUGGCAGCCAAAGAGAGACAUAACAGCUGAAGCUAUAAGCAGAAUCAUGUUAGGAGGAUGAGUAAGUGGUAUUGUUCUAGAGAUGAACAGCUUAGAUUCUGUAAUGUAACCUUCAGAGACGGACUAUUUCAUAAUUACUGAUACUCUGUUUAUGUUCUCAUAUGACUACUUGCUCUCUAUUGGAUCCUUGGUCUCAAAUAUUUUGUAAUGCAGUAACUUGUACAUAUCAGUGUGUAAUGUGAAGAAUCCCAUUAAUGAUGACCAUAUGAAAUUACAGCUAUGGUGUCCAAAUAGGUAUGACAUUGUCACAUAGGAACCCCCCUCUCUAAGCGAGGGGAAAUGUGAUGUAGGGUUUUUAACCUCCCUGAUGCUCUGAGGCAAAGUUCAUGUUCCCUGUGGUGAGGGUACACCUGAAUAAAUUGCACUGAAAUCUGUACACCGAGAUGGUGCGUUUGCAUCAUGUAACAAUAAGAUUGUAGUAUACUGCAAUAAUUGUAUUUUUCUGUUUUUAAAUUAUUUUCCAAAAUGCUCUUCAAAAGAAGGGCUGUGUUUUGCUUUUGUGUAAUUUUGUUAAUAAAACUGCUGUAGAUUAACCUAUUAACAUUCUAGAGGUUUCAGACUGGCAUUGGAAAGAAGCAGAAUGACAAGAUGGGUGGAAGAUAGACACGUGUAUGUAUUUUAUUAAGGUUGUUUCUAAAUUCCCCUGGCUAAACUGGGCUGGGAUGGCAAAGGAUAGUGAUCUGUCAAACAGUAGCAACUCUGUAUUUUUAAAAACGUACUGUUUCAGCAAAUAAAAUGUUGAGUUCA